Messenger RNA from Anopheles arabiensis, 3555 nucleotides. RefSeq names its product negative elongation factor A (gene GATAd). The coding region runs from base 961 to 3555 and encodes 864 amino acids. The record is from RefSeq and is a predicted model, not a curated record. Lineage: Eukaryota; Metazoa; Arthropoda; Insecta; Diptera; Culicidae. The transcript has 7 exons. Gene Ontology annotation, molecular function: zinc ion binding. Gene Ontology annotation, cellular component: nucleus.
UUUGUGCGUUUGGGGGCUGCCAUCGCUGAAGCGCUUCGGUAAAACAUUAUCAGCUUCAGCUCUACAACAAAAGGAGGGGGUGUUUUGUGUAUGCAAAAGGUGCUACAGUGUGAUGCUAAUUCGAGCAAAAAAUACUAGAAUUCAACAUACUCACGAGCUCACCCCCACUCUCACUCACUAGCAUAGAUCUACUACACCCAAACGAUACCGACAACGUACGCAGGCAUGCCAAUGCGGUGCAAAACAGAGUGUUGAGUGCGUGCGCUAGACGAAGCGAGUGAGAGUGUUUCAGUUUUUGUUCUGCUUCUUUCUGCAAAUGUUUCCGUUCAACAGCGGCAUAUCCUGUGAAUGUCCCUUCGGUUCUGUUAGUGUUACGUGUGUGUGCGCGCUCGCGCACCUAUUUGUUAGUGCAAGUUCGUGUGUGUUUUAGUGUGUGUGUGUGCGUGUGUUUGCGUUCUUUUACUUCUUCCGUUGUUUGCAUUUUGUAUAUCUACCGCCAGCCGCCCUAUCACCCCAACAAUUGGGCGGUGCGUGAUAAUGUUUUGAAUUCAGUUUACGUACCAAAAAAAAAGCGAAUCAGAAGCAAAAGCCAAGUGCAAGUGUAGUUGUCUUGUGUGCGAAAAGGCUUGUGGUGGUGAAGCCUGUAAGAAAGCGAGUGAGUGAGCUUGCGGAAGUAAGCCGCAAAAGGAUACAGGCACAUCCACGCAUAUAUAUAUGUGUCCCGAGGGUGCAAGGUUAACAUCCGCAGUCGGUACCGAGCGCGGCUCCAGCACCAGCAACCGCAGCAUUACCCUAGACGGGCCAAGCGCAUUGUAGUAGUGUCCUAAAGAAUUGCCCGAACGCAAAGCAACGGAAGCAGAACGCUUUCGGCUCGUAGGAUUCCGGGUUCCAAGCAAACCUAUCCUUCAUUGUAAAAAUAUAAAUACCCGCCUUUAACAGCCCCUAUUCAUAUCCACAAAUAUGUCGAACGUACCGGCAAAGUUCCACAGCCUGUGCCGACUGUGCCUGACGACGGUUCGGGAGUGCGAUCUGCCCGAGGCGACGGUCACCUUUCGCGCGGAGCAGCAUCAUCAUGGCGGUCAAUCGAACGGGCGCCAUCGUCAUUCGCCAGCAAACGGGCAGGACCUGCACCAGCAGCAACAGCAAGUGCCCGAGCACGAGCUGAUGGAGCAGCAGCAGCUCCCGAUCGUGGAGUGUAAUGUGGAGAUUGUCUGCACAGAGGAUGACGAGGAGGUGGUCGUCGGGACCGGCAGUCAGCCAGAUGGUGCCGCUUCACCGCACGUAACGAAUGAUUCGGAAAUGAUGGACGGUGGCGGCGGUGGUGGUGGUGGUGGUGUAGAUGGCGGUGGUGGCGGAGGCGUUGAAGCAUCAUCCUCCAAGGAUGAGCAAAGAAAGGACGGUGGCGAAGCAAGUGCCCUUCCGGUGGUCGUCGCAGCGAACGGUGGCGAUGGGAAUCACAGUGGCAACAGCGGCAGCGGCAACAGUGACGAAGAUGACGACUACGAGGAUGACGACGUAUUCAGUGCCGGCCACAUGUAUCCAGAUCUUCCGAAGCGGAUAUGGACGUGUCUUUCAAUUAAGAUCGCACCAGAGGAUGGUUUACCAACGGUGGUGUGUAGUUCCUGUCGUGAUCAGCUCGAAUCCUGCCAUCGGUUCCGUCGGGUGGCUCACAGGACGCAGAAAUCGCUCCAGAGCUACCUCAGCUAUACGGCAGCACUUGCUGGAAGUGAAGAGGAAAUACUCGCCGAAUCGUCCGCGAAGUUGGAGCAGCUGAUCGCUUCGUCGCCCGCGACGCUCGCGCUCAAGGCGUCGGCCGAGCAGGACGCGAUCGCCGCCCUGCAAGCCCUGCGCAACAACAACAAUCAUACAAAAUCAGUUACCUCAGUACUUAGUAAAACGCACCUGCAAAACCUGGAAGCGAAUGCCGUGUCUGUGAUCCCCAUCGAGAGUAUGAAACUUACUUCCACCGGCGUGCUACAACAUCAGCCAGCAACGACGACCACCACCACCACCAUCAUCCAUCAGCAGGAGGAGCAGCAACAGCCGUUGCAAAUAUUUCACCAGCAACAGCAACAGCAACAGCAGCAGCAGAACAGCCAACCAAAGCAGCCGUUUAUACAGGUGCGCAACCUGACGCAGCUGCAGAAGGAGCACCUCGAGACGGCCGAGGUGUUGAUGGACAUCAGCAAAAAGGCCAUCAUCUCGCCGCCCAGCUCGAACCCCCAGUCGCCCAGCCUGCUUGCCGAGCAGAAGCAGCAGAAGCAGCAGCAAACGCUACAGUAUCAAAUUAACCUUAACAAUCAGCAGCAACCGCAAAGUAUUAAAUCUUCUGUGAUAAAGCAGCCACACGAUUACCUUUUGAACAAUCUAAAGCGUACCCCGAGCAGCGAAGAGAUGGAUCUGACGAUGAAGCGCGUCAAGGUGGAGCCGAACGUGGUGCUGACGCCGACCGUGCCGGCCACCACGCUCGUGAAGAAGAGCUUCAUCAAGCGGGAAAACAUCAUCGAGCAUCUGGCCGCGUCCGUGGCGGACGACCAGGCCAGCCAGCACAGCGACAGCGUGGACAGCAGCGACUCGGGCCGGUUGCAGAUGGACAUAUCGUCGCAGGACGCCCACUCGGAGUGCGCGGCCGACGAGCUGAAGCUGCGCAACAGUCUGCACCUGAACAACAACAACAAUCACCUGCAUCAGCACCAGCAGCAGCAGAUGGAUCAGCUCGGGCGGGAAACACCCGACAGCAUGAACUCGAUCGAGGAGCAGCAUCACCAGCAGCAGCAGGCCGUGGUAGCGGCAGCGGUGGCCGCUGCCGUCCAUCAGCUUCCCUUUGGCAGUUUGGCCGACACGACCGAUCCGACGAUGGCACAGUUAUGGCAAGCGCUGGCACAAAAUCCGAAUCUCAUUGUGAAUGGUGGAGGCAAUGAAGCGACAGCAUUGCUCAGGAAAAUGAUUAACGCACGAAAUCUCGGCAUCCAGUUCGCACCGUCCGUAGUGCCGGUGGGUACGGGGCUGACGUUGCUCAAGCAAAACGAAAUUAGCCGACACAAUCAGACGGCCCAGGGCGGUCGCCGGAAACAGUCCUGCCCCAGCCGGACACCCGUCGAGGGCAACUCGCCGACCGCAUCGCUCGACAACAAUGGCAUUAGUGUCGGUGUCGUUGGUGGCGGUGCAACAAUUAAGCUUGCCACGGGCAAGAGCGCGACCACCGGGAACGUACUGUUCCGGGUGGCGGAACACUCGUCCUCGGCCAAAACUCCACCCCAGGGCGGUGCUGCCGCCCGGUCCGAGACGAACAGCAACGCGUCGGGCAACAGCAGUCCGCAGCUGCUACUCACCACCAAGUCGACGGCUCCAUCCCAGCAGCAAUCACCGCAGCAGCAGCAGCAGCAGCAAAACUCGCAGCAAAAGGACAUGUCCUGCACGGUGGCGUUGGUUGCGGGUGCAACACGCUUGCACACGAUGAAGCACAGAACGACGACCACCAGGGAACGCGUACACUCGUUCCACUACCUCGAGACGAACAUGAAAGCAAGCUACGCAAACCAACGACGCAAUUAG